CCAAUCUCAUUAUUUGAAGAAGUCAUUUAAAGAGCUUGUCGAAUGCGACCAUCGUCGAGGAAUGCCAAUUUUAAAAUCUUGCUGCUGCUUUAGUAAUGUAUGGAAAGGAAGUUUGGCCUGUGCCAUUUAUACAUUGAUUAUUUUUAGCUUUGAUUUAAUGUUACAAGUAUUGACAUUAUUAAAAAUACAAUAUUUUUUAGACUCUAAUGAGGAUGAAGAAGACAAUUUAGUUUUAACUACAGGAGUUCUGCUGAUGACCUACAUAAACGCUAUUAUUUCUGUCAUAGGAAUUUUGGUAUCCAUAGUCUUGAUAGUUGGUUUAUAUGAGAAUAAUUAUAAAUUUUUAAUACCCUGGAUAUACACUAUGUUGACGAGUCUAGCCUUUGGCGUUGUUACUGUAGUUUUUAACACGCAGAUAAUGGAUAAAAAUAAGGUACCGGCCUAUGUAUCAUUUUAUGUCGCAUCAGUAAUGUUGAAUAUAUUCUAUGCUCUUUCCAGCUUUAUUGGCCUAAUGAAUGUCAUAGAUGAAUGGGACUUUUUGGUGGGGGAGCGAAGUAAGCCACGCGGGGAGACCAUUAUUGAAAAAGGCGAUAUAACGAAAACUCAUGUGGUGUUCAACAUAAUUACAAUGACUGUGUCAAUGGGAUUGGUAUUUUCUGCAGUAUUGCUGAUAUUUGGUUUAAAAAAGAAAAAAAGAGAACUAUUUUUGCCCUGGAUAUUGCUGAUGAUAAUGGAUUUGCUGGUGGAACUUAUCUACAUAGGGUAUUUUGCUUUUUAUCGCCGAGUUGAUUUUGAUCCUAUCAAUGGCUUCAUAUUUACACUGAUAUUUUUUAUAACAACGUUAAAUAUUUAUUGUACUUUAUGUGUAAUCUCUCAAUAUCAAUUGUAUAAAAACAAUAGCUGCUUAGGAAACGAACGAGAGAAGUGUGAAGUAACAAUCACCUUGGACAUAUCUCCCAGAUGACCAAAUGAGCCAAUUUCAAAAUCGGAAAAUGUUUCUCCCACAGCAGAGGAUUCCAUUCACUUGAAGCAUUCAGCGCCAUUUUUAUUAGCAUCGCAAACAGGUGCAGUGAUGUCUGCAAUACCUGAGGAAAAUUCGCAGACAAGCCUGUAAAAAAGUAAUUUACGAGA
Messenger RNA from Stomoxys calcitrans (stable fly), 1131 nucleotides. RefSeq lists its product as uncharacterized. The record is from RefSeq and is a predicted model, not a curated record. Bases 62 to 964 code for a protein of 300 amino acids. The transcript is spliced from 10 exons. Lineage: Eukaryota; Metazoa; Arthropoda; Insecta; Diptera; Muscidae.